AAAUGUCGAUGGUAACAUGAGAUAGGGUUACGAAUUCUAUCGAACGCACAAAGAUCCCCAAACAAACAGACUUUAUUAUUAUUACCCAACCAACCCGUCGAACUCAUCAUACAAACCCUAAUUAAUCAUCACACCUCACUCAAACAUAACACCACACCUUCAAUCAAAUCGUCACACAAUCUCUCUCUCUCUCUCUCUCUCUCUCUCUCCUAAGUAGUGGAGUAUCAACCUACUAUGGCGACUGAAGGUUCUAGAUCUUCAAAUUCAUCCGUCGAUUCCUACAUUGGAAGCUUAAUUAGCUUGACUUCCAAGAGUGAAAUUAGAUAUGAAGGCGUUCUGUAUAACAUCAACACGGAGGAAUCGUCAAUUGGAUUGACCAACGUAAGGUCAUUCGGAACUGAAGGGAGAAAAAAGGAUGGCCCACAAGUCAUGCCUAGCGACAAGGUUUAUGAGUACAUAUUAUUUCGUGGAAGCGAUAUCAAGGAUCUUCAGGUGAAAUCAUCUCAGCCUGUUCAACCCACACAACCCAUAAACAGUGAUCCUGCCAUAAUACAGUCUCAUUAUCCUCGGCCACCGCCUACAUCAUCUUCAAACUUACCUCCUGUUGUCAGUGACUCUUUGUCGACUCCUAGUACCUAUAACCCACAUCUGGGUCAACCCGGGUCAACUUUUCAAGGCGGGCUGCCUUUAUAUCAACCCGGUAGUGAUAUUGUUGGGCCAUGGGGCCCGGGCCCAUCACCACCUCCAAAUGCAAAUUCAAACACUAGUGGGCUUGCAAUGCCCAUGUACUGGCCAGGAUACUAUGCCCCUCCACCGAACACACUUCAACAAUCACUGCCUCGACCGCCACAAGGGUUAGGAAUGCCGCCUUCAUUACAGCAACCUAUGCAGCAGUAUCCUGGGACCCACACUGCCAGCUCAGCUUCUUUAACAUCUAACUCUUUACUAGGACCCACACUGCCUUCUUUGCCUACUGCUGUUACUACCACUGAUGUCAAUGCUGGAAUACCCCCAAUCAGUUCUAAUGUGCUUUCUGGUGCAAGGUUUCCUUACACGUCCCAGUCGAUAUCAUCUGUUGGCGGUGGUGGUGCACCGGUGGUCACUACUGAACCGCCCACACCAUCGCUUGUAACUCCAGGUCAGCUGCUGCAUUCUUUGCCGCCAGGUGGUGUUGUUUCAGCCCAGCUGCUGCAUUCUUUGCCGCCAGGUGGUGAUGUAGACGUGGUUCAAGUGUCACCGGCAUCUUCGUCACCACCUUCUGUGCCUGUUCCGGUGGCAACAGAAGCUCAGCCGCCGAUAUUGCCGCUACCACCUCAAGCACAAAUUGCUCAAAAGCCCAAUGGUGCUGCUUACCAGAACCGCUCAAAUUACAAUUACAGAGGGCGUGAAAGAGGCAGAGGAUCUGGGGGGUCACGACCAGUGAUGAAAUUUACUGAGGAGUUUGAUUUUAACGCAAUGAAUGAGAAAUUCAACAAGGAUGAAGUAUGGGGUACAUUGGGAAAAAAUAAUUUAAAGGAAAAAGGUGAAAAUGCGACUGAUGAGGAUGAAUAUGAAGAGGAAAAUGUACCCAACUUACCUAAAGUUGAUGUUAAGCCUGUUUACAGUAAGGACGACUUUUUUGAUACAUUAUCUAGCAACACAUCUGACCGUCAAUCAAAUUAUGGGCGUACUAGAUUUUCUGAGCAGAUGAAGCUAGAUACAGAGACAUUUGGAGAAUUUUCAAGGUACAGAGGUGGUGGAAGGGGUGGGCGUGGGCCCUACCGUGGAGGGCGGUCACGAGGUGGCGGUUAUUAUGGAAGAGGAGGAGGAUAUGGUUACGUAGGGAGGGGCCGUGGCGGGAGAAAUCCAAAUCCAAAUCAAAAUGCAACCAAUGAUUAUUAGAGUGUUGGUGUUUUUACAGAUGUUUUAAGUGCCAUACCGAAUAGGAGGGAUAUGGUGGGUUUUUUUUUUUUUUUUUUUUCUUUUUUUAGAAGAGAUUAUAUAAUAUGAAUGUUUGUUUGUUCCCAGCUUUCUUGUGGUAUGGUUUUGUUACUUAGUUACUCACGAGUAUUUGUAGACUUGAGGUUUAAAAAAGUUUAUGAUUUGAAGAUACUUAAUAUGUUG
Messenger RNA from Helianthus annuus (common sunflower), 2103 nucleotides. RefSeq names its product protein decapping 5. Gene Ontology annotation, molecular function: mRNA binding. Gene Ontology annotation, cellular component: P-body. Gene Ontology annotation, biological process: P-body assembly; cytoplasmic stress granule assembly. NCBI's taxonomy places the organism in Eukaryota, Viridiplantae, Streptophyta, Magnoliopsida, Asterales, Asteraceae. The coding region runs from base 235 to 1881 and encodes 548 amino acids. The transcript has 8 exons. The record is from RefSeq and is a predicted model, not a curated record.